Neurospora hispaniola is the source of this 774-nucleotide messenger RNA. RefSeq lists its product as uncharacterized. The record is from RefSeq and is a predicted model, not a curated record. Bases 29 to 433 code for a protein of 134 amino acids. The transcript has a single exon. Lineage: Eukaryota; Fungi; Ascomycota; Sordariomycetes; Sordariales; Sordariaceae.
CGGGAAUUUGGAAGCGAAGCGAGCGGACAUGGAGCCUCACCUCUACACAUCCUCAUUCAUUCGGUUUCAUUUGCUACCUCUUUGUAGGCUAUCCCCAGAUUACACUAUUCCAUGGACUGUGGGACUUGCGACUUUCGUUUUUUCUCCUCAGAAUAGUAUACCUUACCACGUUUUUACUGGGAAGGUCGUCGCGGAGAUAUGUUAUAUGAUAGAUGAUGAUAUGAUGCUGAUGAGGGCUCGCGUAUUUUGGGUUUCGGACUUAAUGGUGGUGGGUUUGGCGAUUUACAUCAUAACUGGGAGACUGGUGAAUUUCGGGUAUCAAGGUGGACGGCGUGCCCUGUCUGAAGUUUCCGUUCACCUGGCUGAGCUGGUCCUGUUGUGUUGUGUGAUUUGGUGGUCGCCACAUUCAACUACACACUACAUAUCGAGAUGAUCUCUGACGGAGAUCGAAGACGACUGACUAUCCAGCGAAAGAAGCAGUCUUGUUCUGUUCCAUUCACUGAUGCAUCAGCUACUUUAAACCAUAGCCCCCUCUACAAACACAAGCCCCUACAAAAGUCUUCGCUUGAUUCCCCAAGUGCCGUCAAGCGCCCGCAGUGAUAUCGCACAAGAGCCUCCAUGUACUGACAUAACACCCCGCCGAAGGACUUCCUUCAUUCGUAAACAUCCAAGGUGAAGGACAAAAGAUAGAAAAAUACAGAACAAUACGCACGAUAAGUCCGUAGAAAAGUAAAAAUAUCAGAAGUAUAAGUUAAGCAGAUAACCAACCCCGAC